ACGCACGCUUUCUUUGCUCGUUCCUCCUAGUCCCUACCCGCGAGGCUGCGACCUCUUCUUGGGGUGCUAAACCAUGGAGACAGAUAGAUUGCUCCUCUAUUGCGCGGUUGUGCUCGCUGUUUAGGCCUACCCUUAUCAACACGUAGGAGCAGGACCAUGCCUUGUAGCUCUGUUGUGAGCAAUUCGUAGAACAGCUUAUGGGCAUCUGGCAAGGUCAAAUCCUGGGUUCUUGUUCCAUGAUUGUCCUCAUAGAUACAUGAUGAAUCCGGCUGCUGGUCUCAGGAAUUUAAGCCUGGUUCUUCGCCUUACACACUGAAACCUCCGUUUGCUAGUCGGUCAGCAGGGCCCUUCCUCUUACUGCGUCUGAAUCUUGUUCGAAAAUAUAUCAGCGAGGUGAAGGCAAAUAUGGCAGAUGCGCUCUUUGUUGUUCUAAAAAAGGUCGCUCUUUCCCUGGGAGAAGGGGCACUGACGAAGAUUGCCAGUGAGGUGGUAGAAGCAGCGCCGAUUUUGACGGAUUUUGAGCAUAGCGUGAAACAAAUCGAGGGCGAGCUCUCGGUUAUGCUGGCCUUCAUUGGGCAGGUUAGAGCGCAGAAAGCCGCUGACAGGGCAUUUGAUGCGUGGUUGGACCAAGUUAGAGAUGUUGCCCAUGAGUUGGAAGACAUUAUUGAUGAGUAUGCUUACCUUACUGUGCAAGCUGCUAAUACAGGCAGCUUCUUCAAGAGAAAGUUCCAUCAGGUCAGGAAUUUUGCUGCAUGGCAGAAAUUACCAACCCGGAUCAGUCAAGUAGAAGCUCGAAUUCGGAGGCUGGCUGAGAUGAGGAAUCAGUAUGGCAUUUCGGUCGGUGAGAUAGACAGGAGUGACAAGUUGCAGAUUCCCAAUCAACUCUCUGUGUCGGAUUCUGCUUACUUAACUGAUAACUCUGAAAUAGUGGGGCAUGCUGAUGAAAUUGGGAUAUUGACACAAUGGCUUCUUGAGGAGAAACAAGACCGGACUCUAAUUGCCAUAAUAGGUAUGGGGGGUUUGGGCAAAACAACUGUUGUGAGCAGUGUAUACAAGAACCAAAAGAUCAGGAGAAGUUUUGAUUGCCACGCAUGGGUUACUGUGUCCCAGACGUACCAAGUCGAAGAGCUUCUGAGAGAAAUCAUAAGUCAGUUAAUAGAGCAGAGAGCAAGUAUGGCAAGUGGUUUAAUGACCAUGAGUCGCAUGAGACUGGUUGAGAAAAUACAGAGCUAUUUGCGGGACAACAAAUAUUUGAUCGUCUUGGAUGAUAUAUGGGACAAGGAUGCUUGGUUAUAUUUGAACCAUGCAUUUGUGGGAAAUAACUGCGGGAGUAAAGUGCUGAUAACAACUCGGAGAAAAGAUGUGUCUUAUUUGGCAGCUCACAACCGCAUAAUUGAACUUAAAACUCUUAACUAUGCUGAAUCUUGGGAACUAUUCUGCAAAAAGGCGUUUUGUGCAUCGAAGGACAACAUAUGUCCUAUGAAUCUUAGAUCUUUGGCAGGGAAAAUUGUUUACAAGUGUCAAGGAUUGCCACUUGCUAUCGUAAUCAUUGGAAGUAUUCUGUCGUACCGUGAAUUAGAUGCACAGGAGUGGUCAUUUUUCUACAACCAACUUAGCUGGCAGUUAGCUAACAAUCCAGAGCUCAGUUGGAUCUCCAGUGUCUUGAAUUUGAGCUUGGAUGAUCUCCCAUGUCAUCUGAGGAGUUGUUUUCUUUACUGCAGCCUGUUUCCUGAAGAUCACAAGAUUAAAAGAAAAUUGAUAGCCAAGUUAUGGAUUGCAGAAGGCCUUGUGGAAGAGAGAGGGGAUGCAGCUACAAUGGAGGAAGUUGCUGAGCAUUACCUUGUAGAGCUAACUCACCGUUCUCUUCUUCAGGUAAUAGAAAGGAAUGCAAGUGGAAGGGCGAGAACAUUUCUUAUGCAUGAUCUUGUGCGAGAGGUAACCUCAGUAACUGCUCAAAAGGAGAAGUUUGCUGCCAUACAUGGCACUGCUGGCGUAGCCCAUGUUUCCCAGAAAGCCCGUCGCUUAUGCGUCCAAAAAGUUGUUGAUUCCCAAAAUUAUUUAGCAAGUUCACAUCUACGAUCAUUCAUUUUGUUUGACACUGUAGUGCCAUCUUCCUGGAUAUAUGACGUCUCAUCACAUUUCAGGCUGCUGAGAGUGUUAUGUCUAAGAUUUACCAAUAUUGAACAAGUGCCAGAUGUGGUCACAGAACUAUAUAACUUGCGUUAUCUGGAUAUUUCAUACACAAAAGUCAAAUGGAUAUCGCCCUCAUUCAGAAAACUUGUGAACCUACAAGUUUUAGAUCUCCGAUUCAGCUAUGUGAAGGAGCUGCCUUUGGAAAUAACUAUGCUAACAAAUUUACGUCAUUUACAUGUUUGUGUAGUCCACGAUAUUCAAGAAAGAUCAUUGAAUUGCUUCAGUGAUACAAAAUUUCGUGGCAACAUUUGUGGUCUAAAGAAUCUUCAAGCUUUACAUACUGUUUCAACCAAUAAAGAUUUGGUCUUACAGCUGGGAAAUUUGACAAUGAUGAGAAGCUUGAGCGUUAUGAAAGUGCGGCAAAGCUACAUUGCUGAGUUAUGGAACUCCCUGACUAAGAUGCCUAACCUGAGCAGACUGCUUCUUUUCGCGUCUGAUAUGGAUGAGAUUCUAAACUUGAAAAUGUUAAGGCCGCUGCCAGAUCUGAAGCUCCUCUGGUUGGCAGGAAAGUUAGAUGGAGGCACGGUCCCAUCGCUAUUUUCUAAGUUUGAGAAAUUAACACUAUUAAAAAUGGACUGGACUGGUCUGAAGAAGGAUCCUAUUCGCUCCUUCUCUCACAUGUCAACUCUAGUUAAUCUGGGGCUCCGUGGGGCAUAUGGUGGGGAACAUUUAUCUUUUUGUGCAGGAUGGUUCCCCAAGCUUAAAUAUCUGCAACUUGCUGAUAUGGAACAUCUGAGUUGCAUUUUGAUGGAGGAUGGAACAAUGAUAGGUCUACAUCAUUUGGAACUUAUUGGUUUAAGGAAUAUAAGGGCAGUACCCAAGGGUAUCAAGUACAUCAGGACACUCCAUCAGAUGUUUCUAACUGACAUGCCGAUGGAGUUUGUUGAAAGCCUGCGAGGAAGUGCCAGUCACAUUGUUCAGCAUGUAACUAACGUCCAUAUUUUUGACUCCUCUGAUUCUGAAGCAGUGAAUAACUUCAUAUUUUGGCCUCACCUUUCCAAGAAGUAUGGCUCUGGUGCAGCUAAGUAUGACCCUACAGCAGAAUGAGGGUUCAUCUGGAACUUGGCAGUUCGACGUGGGAGAUUUCAGCAAGAAAUUUGCAGUUCCUCUGUAGGCCAAUCUUCUUGAGCAUCGAACAGAUCUUCAAUAUGCACUCAUAGAUUGAUUCAAGCAAAAUCCACCAUUAACACAUGGGGAAUGAAGCACGUGGAAGUAAAAAAAAUUUGUGCAAUUUGCUGAUAAAUGCCCAUCAGGGGAGAGAGGUCUAAGUCUGAUGGACAACUAGAAUCUAGUUACGAUUCGCAUGUCUCAGAGACUACUGGGAAGGCAGGCAGUGCUUGAGAGUGGCUCCCUUCUUUAUGUGCCGAAUAACGAACAGGGUUCUGUCCAGAGCAGGGUAACUAUUACCUGCAUGGCUGCAUGCCGUGUUAGAUGUGUGCUGUAGCUUAAAUGGCGACAAUUUUUCAUUAUUUGCUCUUGUGUUUGUUGAUGAACUGCGAAGCCUAAUGUAAUCAGAUUACAGACGUGUGAUGUGUGUUUGUGCUCUUUGUUUGGUUGGAGUUGGACAAUGCAACGGUGCCAAUUUGAUCGCAUCCCCAAUUUCACUCGUUCUG
Messenger RNA from Setaria italica (foxtail millet), 3806 nucleotides. Its product is annotated as disease resistance protein RPM1. Gene Ontology annotation, biological process: defense response to other organism. The record is from RefSeq and is a predicted model, not a curated record. The transcript has 3 exons. Bases 406 to 3240 code for a protein of 944 amino acids. NCBI's taxonomy places the organism in Eukaryota, Viridiplantae, Streptophyta, Magnoliopsida, Poales, Poaceae. Gene Ontology annotation, molecular function: ADP binding.